This is a messenger RNA of Opisthocomus hoazin, 4281 nucleotides long. The record is from RefSeq and is a predicted model, not a curated record. NCBI's taxonomy places the organism in Eukaryota, Metazoa, Chordata, Aves, Opisthocomiformes, Opisthocomidae.
AUGUAUUUCCUCAGCGGCUGGCCCAAGAGGCUGCUGUGUCCGCUGGAGUCCCUGGAGCAGCCUCUUCACAUCCAGACGGAUCCCCAGAGGGCUUUCUUCGCAGUGCUGUCCCCGUCUCAGCUGAGCAUCUGGUACUGCAGGCCCAGCGUGCUAAUCGUAAGCUACAAGGAACUAUCAAAAGCAGCUUCUCAGUUUGGCUCUUACAAACAAGCAGAAUGGCGGCCUGACAGCACCAUGAUAGCUGUUUCAACUGCAAAUGGAUACAUCUUGUUUUUUGAAAUCCCAUCAGCAAGAGACAAGUAUCUUUAUGAGCCUAUGUAUCCCAAAGGAAGCCCGCAUCUGAAAGGAACCCCACAUUAUAAGGAAGAACAAUGUGCUCCUUCGUUAAAUCUAGAAAUGAAGAAAGUGCUGGACUUGCAAGCGUCUAUCACAAGUUUGCAGUCCACUUUAGAGGAUCUACUUGUUGCUACUACUGAUGGAUUUCUCCAUCUCGUUCACUGGGAUGGUAUGACCAAUGGAAGGAAGGCCAUCAACCUCUGUACAGUUCCAUUUUCUGUGGACCUCCAGUCUUCUCGAGCAGGUUCAUUUUUGGGCUUUGAAGAUGUUUACAUCAGAGAUAUGGAAUACUGUGCUACACUUGAUGGUUUUGCUGUUGUUUUUAAUGAUGGCAGAGUUGGUUUCAUUACACCAAUGUCAAGAAGAUUUGCUGCUGAGCAGCUUCGUGGUGUCUGGGCACAAGAUGUGAUUGAUGGAACUUGUGUGGCAGUAAAUAACAAAUACAGGCUAAUGGCAUUUGGAUGUGCCAACGGCUCUGUGCAGGUUUAUACGAUAGAUACCACCACUGGCGCCAUGCAGUUUUCUCAUAAAUUGGAGCUGACACCAAAACAAUAUCCUGAUAUUUGGAAUAAAACAGGACCUGUUAAACUAAUCAGAUGGUCACCUGAUAGCUGUGUUGUGAUGGUGACCUGGGAAUGUGGAGGCUUGUCCUUAUGGAGUGUUUUUGGUGCUCAGCUUAUCUGUACUUUAGGAGGUGACUUUGCGUAUCAGUCUGAUGGUGCCAAAAAGGACCCUCUAAAGAUCAGUUCUAUGACAUGGGGAUCAGAAGGGUAUCAUCUGUGGGUUGUUGAUGGGAAUUCUUCAAACGUGAAGCCUGAAAGUGGUGGAAUUAGUGAAGCUAGCCAAUUUGGUAUUCUGCAGUUUCAUUUCAUCAAGAGUGCACUCACUGUUAAUCCUUGUAUGAGUAACCAGGAACAAGUCCUCCUGCAAGGAGAAGAUCGCUUGUAUUUGAACUGUGGAGAUGCAACACAGGCUCAGAGUCCCAGAAAUAGUUCAGUGCACUCUGAAGAUAAGCCUACCAGGGAGAGAGGCCCAUUUUCAGAUGGCAGUUUAGAUUCUCAGGGUUUAAGCACUUUACUAGGACACAGGCAUUGGCAUGUUGUACAGAUUCAUAGUACGUAUCUAGAGAGCAACUGGCCUAUAAGGUUUUCAGCUAUUGACAAGCUUGGACAGAAUGUAGCUGUUGUUGGCAAGUUUGGUUUUGCACAUUAUUCUUUACUCACCAAAAAAUGGAAGCUGUUUGGAAAUAUUACGCAGGAGCAAAAUAUGAUGGUAACAGGUGGCUUAGCAUGGUGGAAUGACUUCAUUGUGCUUGCAUGUUAUAAUUUAAAUGACCAUCAGGAAGAGCUGAGAAUCUACCUGCGAACAUCUAAUCUUGACAAUGCAUUUGCACACAUCACCAAAGUGCAAGCAGACACGUUACUACUGAGUGUCUUCCGGGACAUUGUGAUAUUGUUCAGAGCAGAUUGUUCCAUUUGCCUUUACAGUAUUGAGAGAAGGCCUGAAGGUCUUAACACUACUGCCAGUAUCCAAGUUCUUCAAGAAGUGUCCAUGUCUCGGUACAUUCCUCAUCCUUUUCUUGUAGUGUCUGUUACGUUGACAUCGGUGAGGACAGAGACUGGCAUCACCUUGAAGAUGCCUCAGCAGGCUUGUGAGGCUGAAAGUAUUAUGCUAAACUUAGCAGGACAGCUCAUCAUGUUGCAAAGGGAUCGAUCUGGACCCCAGAUACGAGAUAAGGAUAAUAAUCCUAAUCAAAGGAAGCAUUUGUUUUUCUUUUUUUUUUUUUUUUUUCCUUUUUGUGCUCCAGUUGUCCUAGCCCAGUCUGUUGAAAAUGUAUGGACUACUUGCAGGAUCAACAAACAGAAACGCCACUUAUUGGAGGCUCUGUGGCUCAGCUGUGGUGGGGCAGGUAUGAAAGUCUGGCUUCCCCUGUUUCCCAGAGAUCACCGAAAACCACAUUCCUUUCUGUCAAGACGGAUCAUGCUGCCUUUCCACAUCAACAUAUACCCAUUGGCUGUUUUGUUUGAAGAUGCCUUGGUUCUUGGUGCUGUUAAUGACACUGUGCUCUAUGACUGUUUAUACACUCAAACCAGUGCUAGAGAACACUUAGAGGUUCUCUUUCCUUUCUCCAUUGUUGAGAGAACCUCUCAGAUCUACCUCCAUCACAUUUUACGCCAGCUCUUGGUUAGGAACCUCGGUGAACAAGCCUUGCUUUUGGCCCACUCCUGUGCCACAUUACCAUACUUUCCUCACGUACUAGAACUGAUGCUUCAUGAAGUGCUGGAAGAAGAAGCUACCUCGCGGGAACCCAUUCCCGACCCUCUGCUUCCCACUGUGGCGAAGUUCAUUACAGAGUUCCCCCUCUUCCUGCAGACAGUUGUUCAUUGUGCUAGGAAGACAGAAUAUGCCCUGUGGAAUUACCUUUUUGCUGCUGUUGGAAACCCGAAGGACUUAUUUGAAGAGUGCUUAAUGGCCCAGGACUUGGACACAGCUGCCUCUUACCUUAUUAUCCUGCAGAAUAUGGAAGUUCCGGCAGUUAGCAGACAACAUGCUACUCUCCUAUUUAAUACUGCCUUAGAGCAGGGAAAGUGGGAUCUUUGUCGUCAUAUGAUCAGAUUUCUCAAAGCCAUUGGCUCUGGAGAAACAGAGACACCUCCAGCUACACCAACAACUCAGGAACCUAGUUCAAGUAGUGGCUUUGAGUUCUUCAGACAUCGCAGCAUUAGUUUAUCCCAAUCAGCAGAGAAUCUCCAUAGCAAAUUUAACUUGACAAAAACACUGAGUAUGCCCUCUGGCCCAUCUGGAAAAAGGUGGAGUAAAGACAGUGACUGUGCUGAGAACAUGUACAUUGACAUGAUGCUGUGGCGGCACGCUCGGCGUCUGCUGGAAGAAAUCAAGCUGAAAGACCUUGGCUGCUUUGCUGCACAGUUAGGCUUUGAGCUGAUUGGCUGGCUGUGCAAGGAGAGAGCCAGAGCUGCCCGCGUGGAGGAUUUCGUGUUUGCGUUGAAGAAGCUACACAAGGAUUUCCUCUGGCCAUUUCCAGUCAUACCGGCUUCAUCCAUUAAUUCACCUUUCAAGAAUGGAAAGUACAAGACAGCUGUGGGGGAGCAGCUGCUAAAAUCUCAGUCUGCAGACACCUUUGUAAACAUGGAAAUGGACACAGGGAUUUCAAACACACCUCGGAGUCGCAGCUGGCUUGGCACUAUCAGCUCCUCCCAGAGAGAGAUUGACACAGUUUCGUCUCAUGGACCACACAUGCAAGAUGCGUUCCUUUCUCCUUUGCUAAGUAAAGGUGACGAAUGCAGCAUUGGUUCAGCAACAGACCUGACUGAAACAAGUUCUAUGGUGGAUGGUGACUGGACCAUGGUGGAUGAGAACUUCUCCAGUCAAAGUUUAACUCAGUCGGAGCUAGAACAUAUCUCUUUAGAACUGGCUAGUAAAGGGCCGCACAAGUCACAGGUCCAGCUGCGGUACUUGUUACAUAUCUUCAUGGAAGCAGGAUGUCUGGAUUGGUGUAUUAUCAUAGGCCUUAUCCUCAGAGAAUCUUCAGUAAUCAACCAGGUUUUCAGUAUAAUGCAAUCCUCUGAUAUUGAUGGAGAAAUCUGUCAGAAUAUCAAGACUGGCCUAUAUGCUGUUGACAAAUGGGCUUCUACAGAUUGCCCAGGGUACAAGCCAUUUCUAAAUAUCAUCAAACCACAGAUCCAGAAACUAAGUGAAAUAGCAGAAGAGCAAGUACAGCCUGAAGCUUUUCAGCCAGUGAAUCCUUCUAAGGUUACCGAACAACCGAACCCCAGAGCUGAGGAAAGCAGGACUUCAUCUAGCCAUGGCACUAAUCCUCAGAGUGAUGCUGGCAACAGCAGUGCAAGCAGGCACGAAGAGGACAGGUCCAAGACUGAGGAUGAGGAUUCAUUCCAAGAAGGCCGUUAUGACUGUACUGUGUCUUAA